CUUACACAAAUGACCCAGUGUGUGCUGUCUUCCUUCCAACCCUAGUCCCUCGGCUGGGCUCGGCUUGGUGUAUAUGGGAUGCGGAUAUUGCUGGCAUCUGGAGGUCCCACCGAGAUGGAGCAAUAGAGGACAAAGGGUCGUCCCGGGAGGCUGGCCAGCUGAUUUUGAGGCAACAACCUGUUCCAGGAGCUCGUGUAAUAUUUACUGAUGGCUCAGCUAAAGGCCUUUAUGUUUUACAGAUCUUAGCCCUGCUGAUGGAAGGAACUGCUUGCAGUGGGUGUCCAGCUCCCCAACGUCAUUUUUACACACAGAAGAUCAUGAAGAUCGCGGGACUGCUCACACUCCCCCUGGUGGUACAUUAGCAAGGUGUUGAAUUAGAAGUGGGUCAUCUGGCACACAAACCAGCAUUUAUAAGGGAUUCCAGUGUUGUGGGUGAUGACUUGAGCGACUAUUCUCCAACCAUGGACAUGCUUCGUGAUCUUAAAUGAACAUCUUUGUCUCCCCCAAAGGGAGUAACAGCCCCUGUGUUCAUGUGAGGAGAUAGAUGCAGAGAAAUCUUUCACUUCCUGGUUCCUUCUUCAAGUGCCUGAGACAGCCAAAACUGGAAUCCAGGCAGAGAAAUAGAGCUCUCAUCUGUGGGUGUACUCAUCCAAGUAUCUGCAGCAUCUUGAUGGGACAAAGCUGGAAACUACCAACUCAAUCAUAUCUGCCUUGUUUAACCCAGCAGUGUGAGCUCUGCUUGCUGCCUCCCAGGGUAGCAGCAAACUGGAAUUGAGAGAUUCAGGACUGAAGCAGAGUGGAGCCAGGCGUCAGGAACCCCAUUCUGGUCUCCCACAUCGAUGCAGGAACCUGAGCACUUGGGACAGCUUCUGCUGCUUUGGGACAUCUUCCACUGCUUUCCCAGAGCUUCGCCUGAGGAGUUCUGGAGGUGCGUGUUUUGAGGAGGAUGAAGAAAGACCUAGCUGCAUAAAUGAAGAUGUGAAGAUUUAAGCAUGACUGCAUCUGGACAGCAGACACACCCUGGAAGACAAAGUGGAUGUGAGAUGCCCUUGGAACACAUCAUGAACCGGGAUCUGGAGAAAAUCGCCAUAGAGUACAUCGUGCCCUGCCUGCACGAGGUGGGCUUCUGCUACCUGGACAACUUCCUGGGCGAAGUGGUGGGCGACUGCGUGCUGAAGCGCGUCAAGCAACUGCACCAGGACGGAGUCCUAAGGGAUGGCCAGCUGGCGGGGCCGCGCGCAGGAGUCUCUAAGCGGCACCUGCGCGGGGACCAGAUCACGUGGAUUGGAGGCAACGAGGAGGGCUGCGAAGCCAUCAACUUCCUCCUGUCACUCAUCGACAGGCUGGUUCUGUACUGCGGGAGCCGGCUGGGCAAAUACCUUGUCAAGGAGAGGUCCAAGGCAAUGGUAGCCUGCUACCCGGGAAAUGGAACGGGUUACGUUCGCCAUGUGGACAACCCCAACGGUGACGGCCGCUGUAUCACCUGCAUCUACUAUCUGAACAAGAACUGGGAUGCCAAGAUACACGGUGGAAUCCUGAGAAUAUUUCCAGAAGGCAAAUCGUUUGUAGCAGAUGUGGAGCCCAUUUUUGAUAGACUGUUGUUCUUCUGGUCAGAUCGCAGGAACCCGCAUGAAGUGCAGCCUUCCUACGCCACCAGAUACGCUAUGACUGUUUGGUACUUUGAUGCCGAAGAAAGGGCAGAAGCCAAAAAGAAAUUUAAGAAUUUAACUAGAAAGAGCGAGUCUGCCCUCACCGAAGACUGAGUGUGCUCUGAAAUCUGCUGGCCUCUUUCAUUUUCGUAACCCUUCUCGCCUGCUCUUUAAGUUGAAAUCCAAAGAUGGCCUCUUCAAUGACAACAAGCUUACCGUGACUGUUUGCCUCCUUCAUAUCCCUGUCUUGCGUGUGGUACUUCGUGUUUUCUUGCCAAGACUGCGGUGACUGACAGAGGCGAUCUCUGCCAGAUGGACCCCCUUGCUAACUCCAGGAAGACCUACAGACGUCCUUGCUGGCCGGCGCUGUAGUGGAUAGGUUCGGUGAAACUGGCUGCUGAAACACAAGCCUGGGAGCACCAGGAUGAAUCUUCCUCGCACUUUAUGGACGCUUCCUGCCUUGAAAGGAGGAGGUUUGCAAAGAAACAAACAAACCAUGGUGACAGAUAUCACAGAGAGGCAUUAUUCAAAUCUCAACAACAGGAAACAAAUUUAUGUCAUCUGAACAAUUUCCAGAUGUUCUCAACCCAGGGGGCUGAUGGGCUUUCAAGAGUAUCAGCACAACCUAAUGGCGUGAUUACCUCUGGAAAUGGCUGCUAUUAUUGUGGUCAGUUAAUAACUGUCCCAAGGCGUGGACACAUGUAGAUACAUAUAUUCUUUUUUUAGCUCUUAAAAUCUGAACUUUCUGCCUCUGUCUCAUUUUCCAGAAAAUAAUGACAUUCUGAUCAAUGGUGAUAGCACCCUUUAUUCUCUUUUUUCACUUUUUACCCGGGGAACCUCAUUCUCUCAAAGCUAACACUAGAUAUGAAUUCUUCUAUUGUGUGGUUGGAAUAGAAAUUUGAAUUUAAAUCAAAAGACCAGAGAAAUCUAUCUUGGUAGUUUGGUACCAACCUCUGAGAAGAGCAUAGGUAAGUCUACUGAUGUCCGUACAGUAGAUGGGCAUGUCUUGAACAAUUGGAGAGGGAAGCUAGAGUUGGAAAUACAGACUUCCCAGGAUUUUUUCCCCUAGUUCUCAUUUUUAUUGAGCUCACUAUUAUUUGACAGAAUCAAAAAGUGUCGGGUGCUGUAUUAUAAGUAGGAAAUCAGAGUAAAAAAGAAAAAGACUCAAGCAGUUAUUGGAAUUCUUCCAUGUUGCCUUUCCCUUCUGCCUCAUCAGCCCCACUGCAGGUGACAGUGUGGCGUGAAUCAUGAAACUUGUUAGAGCCGUGGAAGCAUCUCCUACUGCAGUCAGCAGAGACCCUGUUGCCUCAAGAACUCUGUGUUGAGCACCCAUUGUAUGAAACCUAGCCUUCCUACUUUGCAUUUCUACUUGUGUUUUUUUUUUAAUUCUUGCUUGAAAACCCUAAGAAUAUUGAGGAGCCAGCAAUAUUUUCAUUUGUCAUGUACAGAUAUAUAUACUUUCCAAGAAAGAAGUUUAUUUUUUUUUCUUUCCUGGUUUGGGAAAAUUUCCAGAUAAAACUUAUCAUCAUUCAUUCUCACAGCUGCUCCAUUUUGUUUCACUGUAGUGCUUACCACCUUCUAACUUGUUAUGUAAUUUACUUAUUUAUUUUGUUUAUUGUCUUUUAUCCUUCCUCUUGAGUGUGAGCACAAUGAAGACAGGGAUUUUGUAUGUUUUUAAUCAAUGCAAUAUGUAUUCCUAGCACCUAACAUAGUGCCUGACACACAGCAAGGGCUCAGUAAAUACUUUUGAAUAAACACUGUCUCCUAUGUUGUAA
This is a messenger RNA of Ochotona curzoniae (black-lipped pika), 3424 nucleotides long. RefSeq names its product egl-9 family hypoxia inducible factor 3 (gene EGLN3). Bases 993 to 1763 code for a protein of 256 amino acids. Lineage: Eukaryota; Metazoa; Chordata; Mammalia; Lagomorpha; Ochotonidae. Gene Ontology annotation, molecular function: ferrous iron binding; L-ascorbic acid binding; peptidyl-proline 4-dioxygenase activity. Gene Ontology annotation, biological process: cellular response to hypoxia; peptidyl-proline hydroxylation to 4-hydroxy-L-proline. Gene Ontology annotation, cellular component: cytoplasm; nucleus. The record is from RefSeq and is a predicted model, not a curated record. The transcript has 14 exons.